GGAAUGGCAUCGCUGAGAGGGACCGCGAGCCCGGCGUGGCACGGCCGGGUACAACCGGGCGCCCGGUAUGGCGUGGAUGGACGGCGCUGGGCACCCCGUAUGGCGUCGCUGCAAGAGGCUGAGUGCCCGGGUUGGAGCUGGAGGAGAGCAGCAAGGGGAGCAAAAAACUGGACGCCAUGACGCUGAUCAAGGAAGACAUGUCCAUCUUCGGCCACUGCCCUGCGCACGAUGAGUUCUACCUUGUGGUGUGCAACCACUGCAGCCAGGUGGUGAAACCUCAGGCCUUCCAGAAGCACUGCGAACGGCGUCACGGCCCGCUCAGCAAGCUGUACGCCAAGUGCCACGCCGUCAAUGGGCAGCCGGCGGGCAAAGCGCUGCGGGAUAAAGGACAGGGAGCACGCAGCAGGGCGCAGCCGCUGCCAGAGAAAGCACAGAAGGACAACAACCUC
This is a messenger RNA of Meleagris gallopavo (turkey), 449 nucleotides long. NCBI's taxonomy places the organism in Eukaryota, Metazoa, Chordata, Aves, Galliformes, Phasianidae. The record is from RefSeq and is a predicted model, not a curated record.